ACCCAUGAGAAAUGAAAUGAGUUGUAAUUAUUUUGUGUUUUAAAAAUCAUGGAAUUAUGAUCUACUAAAAUAAGGAAAAAUACAUAAUUCGUAAUAAUAAUAAAAAAUAAUUGCAAUUUUGACAAAUACAAAAUUAAAAAGAUAAAAGAAAAUGUCUACUAGAUGGUAUCCAAUUUAUCAACAAGGCAAUCCUCAAUUGCGUGUGUUUUUGCCAAAUUUUUGGAUGAAAUUGUUAAAACCCCAAGAAAAGCAACCAAAAAAUGUUGUACAAUUUGCAGUACCAACAGGGAUGACCAAUCAUGAUAUAAAAAAUUAUUUAGAAAAAAUAUAUAAAGUUACUGUUAUAGACGUACAAUCUGAUAUUGAAAAUGGUACCAUCAGAAGAGCAAUAAGGCAAAAAUAUGGACCCAUUGUAAAAGAUGAUGAUUUUAGAAGAGCUUAUGUUACAUUGCCUCGUAAUCAAGAAUUUGAAUUUCCUGAAGUAUGUGUCAGUGAAGAAAGUAAAAAACGACAUGAUGAUGAUGAGAAUUCAAGUAAAAUGACACGGGAUAUGUAUAAAGAUUAUCUUAAGAAAAAUAAGGACCGACCAGGUUUUCCUGGGUGGUUUUCUUUUUAGUUAUUACAUAAAAUCUUAUAUGUAAAGUUAUUAUAAUGUUUCAAAGAUUAAAUUAGAAUUAUUAUGUAGUAAAAUAUUUAUUUUAAUAUAAAUUUAUAACUUGAUUGAUGAAAACAAACAUAUUACUGUUAACAUGUGUAAGAUCAAGUAAAAUUUUUUUCAUUUA
Messenger RNA from Daktulosphaira vitifoliae (grape phylloxera), 782 nucleotides. RefSeq names its product probable 39S ribosomal protein L23, mitochondrial (gene mRpL23). The record is from RefSeq and is a predicted model, not a curated record. Gene Ontology annotation, cellular component: ribosome; mitochondrial large ribosomal subunit. NCBI's taxonomy places the organism in Eukaryota, Metazoa, Arthropoda, Insecta, Hemiptera, Phylloxeridae. The coding region runs from base 152 to 616 and encodes 154 amino acids. Gene Ontology annotation, biological process: mitochondrial translation. Gene Ontology annotation, molecular function: structural constituent of ribosome. The transcript has 4 exons.